Messenger RNA from Oryctolagus cuniculus (rabbit), 2374 nucleotides. It is a transcript of the gene TENT5B, whose product is annotated as terminal nucleotidyltransferase 5B. Gene Ontology annotation, molecular function: poly(A) RNA polymerase activity; RNA binding. Gene Ontology annotation, biological process: mRNA stabilization. NCBI's taxonomy places the organism in Eukaryota, Metazoa, Chordata, Mammalia, Lagomorpha, Leporidae. The record is from RefSeq and is a predicted model, not a curated record.
GAGUCAGCUGGGCAGGGGACCGCGGGCUUUAGGGUCGGUGGGUCGUCGCUGUCGGAGGUGUGCCCCGGGUCUGCCUCGCCGUCGCUGCCGCCCCGUCCCUGCAUCUCCGCCCCCCGCCUUGGUCCCAGCACAGCCGCUCCCCCCGCCCGCCUCCCCUUAAUCACCCCCCGGUUUCUGCCGUCGGGGCUCCGGGGCUGGGCGAACGAUGCUGUCAGAGAGCGGAGCUGAGAGCCGAGACGGGGCGGCUGCGCAGGUGGGGACGGCUACGGCCUCAGCGGUGGCUACGGCCGCCCCGGCUGGCGGCGGCCCCGACCCAGAGACCUCUUCGGCCUCGGCCUCCCCCGGCCGGCACCUGAGCAGGCUGAGUUGGCCACAGGUGAAGCGGCUGGACGCACUCCUGAGCGAGCCGAUUCCCAUUCACGGGCGCGGUAACUUCCCCACGCUGAGCGUGCAGCCCCGGCAGAUCGUGCAGGUGGUCCGCAGCAGCCUGGAGGAGCAGGGACUUCGAGUGCACAGUGUGCGACUCCACGGCUCCGCUGCCAGCCACGUCCUGCACCCUGAGAGCGGCCUGGGUUACAAGGACCUGGACCUGGUGUUCCGGGUGGACCUGCGCAGCGAGGCGUCCUUCCAGCUGACCAAGGCCGUGGUGCUGGCCUGUCUGCUAGACUUCCUGCCCGCUGGCGUGAGCCGGGCCAAGAUCACGCCCGUGACCCUCAAGGAGGCGUACGUGCAGAAGCUGGUCAAGGUGUGCACGGACACAGACCGCUGGAGCCUCAUCUCGCUGUCCAACAAGAGCGGCAAGAACGUGGAACUCAAGUUCGUGGACUCCGUGAGGCGCCAGUUCGAGUUCAGCGUGGACUCCUUCCAGAUCGUCCUGGACUCGCUGCUGCUCUUUGGCCAGUGCUCGUCCACGCCCAUGUCCGAGGCCUUCCACCCAACGGUGACGGGCGAGAGCCUGUACGGAGACUUCGCCGAAGCCCUGGAGCACCUGCGGCACCGCGUCAUCGCCACGCGCAGCCCGGAGGAGAUCCGCGGCGGCGGCCUGCUCAAGUACUGCCACCUGCUGGUGCGCGGCUUCCGGCCGCGGCCGCGGUCCGACGUGCGCGCACUGCAGCGCUACAUGUGCUCGAGGUUCUUCAUCGACUUCCCGGACCUGGCCGAGCAGCAGCGCACGCUGGAGCGCUAUCUGGAGGCCCACUUCGGCGGCGCCGACGCCCCGCGCCGCUACGCCUGCCUUGUGACGCUGCAUCGGGUGGUCAACGAGAGCACCGUGUGCCUCAUGAACCACGAGCGCCGCCAGACGCUGGACCUGAUCGCUGCGCUGGCGCUGCAGGCGCUGGCAGAGCAGGGCCCCGCCGCCGCCGCUGCGCUGGCCUGGCGCCCUCCAGGCCCCGACGGGCUCGUGCCGGCCACCGUCAAUUACUACGUCACUCCCGUGCAGCCUCUGCUGGCUCGGGCACACGCCUAUCCAACCUGGCUGCCUUGUAACUGACUCGGACCCCGGGUAAAAGAGGCUGGGCCUCCCGGGGUGGCAUGGGACCCCCAGGAGUGGGUGAAGGUCAGGACUGGGGACAGGCAGCCCGUGCCGGCCGGCCCAGCCCUGCUGCAGGGGCGGGCCUGCAGUUGAACAGGCGCCCUCCCCAGGCAUGGCCUCCAGGGGCUUAAGGCCACGCGGGGGGGCUCCCAGCAGCAGACAGACCCUUUUGGUGAGUGCCCCCUGCUUCUGGACCAGCAUGAUGGUGGGCUGCAGGGGCUGUUCGCUUUCAGAACCGGUCGGCUUCAGGAGAUGAAGCAAGUCUGAGCGGUAGCCUCAAGGCCCAGCACCUCGGGUGGAUCUCCCUGGCCUUGAGAGGGUCUUUUGGACAAGAGCAGCGUCCCAGGGCCUGUAGCCCACUCCCCACCCACCCCCGGGGAUGUAUGGGGACUGCUCACUUUUGGGGGGGGUGGUCGGGCCACUAACCCUGUGGUCCAACCUGGCUAAUCACUGGAGAGGGAAACUGAGGCAUCAGUCACACACACGGGUUUGGGGAGGGAUGGGUAUAGCCCAGACUCCUGAAAUCCAUACCCCAAGCUGUGAAGACCUCCUAAGGGGUGGAGUGAGCCAUGGGCAGGCGCCAGGCGGCCCAGGGUGGGAGGCAGCCCGCGCCCCUCCCAGUGUGCGGCUCCUUCCCUCUUGCACGGUGAGGAGCCCGCCUGCCUGAGAGCUUGUUCUCUGGGAGGUGCUGGGACCACAGUCGAGUGCUCCUGCCCCCCACCCCCGCGGCCCCGGCUUGGUUAUGGGGCUCUCACAUGGGGGAGGGACCCCUCCUUUUCCACCCCCCGGGUUUGUUGUUUUACACUCCUAGCACAUGCCAAUAAAGAUUGUCUGCACUGA